Molecule: messenger RNA, 1255 nt
Organism: Musca vetustissima
Lineage: Eukaryota; Metazoa; Arthropoda; Insecta; Diptera; Muscidae
Product: serine-rich adhesin for platelets-like
Exons: 1
Source: RefSeq, a predicted model, not a curated record
AUGACUUCCAUGGAGGAUAGCAAUUCAACAACAUCCGGCAAUCUUAUCGGCAACACAUCAUCCCAGGAUGACUAUUUCCGGUUAUAUGAUGCCAGUCUAGAUGAUGACGAUGAUGGCAUUGCCCGUGGCGCUGAUGAGGAUUCGGACAUAAUGGCUAGUCUAGGUAGCCUAAUUGUGGGCAUUUGGAAUCCCGCCAAUAAUCAAAGCAAUACAACGACAACAUCACCCACCGAUGAUGCAGAUGGUGAUGUGGCGGCGACGGCGGCUGAUAGUGGCCUGACAACUUUAAUCUCUUCCAAUUGGUCCAGUACCUCAGCAUCAGCAUUACUCUCAGCACCUGCCACGUUAUCCGCAUCAUCAUCGACAAUGGCUUUAAAUAAUACCCCCGUUACGUCCAACUCCUCCAGCCUUGACUAUGAUAGUUUGCAAAACUCUUCCAGCACCAGCAGCAGCAGUACCUAUGCCACUUUAUUUAGCUCACCUGCAAACGAAUAUGCCGUCAGCAACAACACCAGCGAUUUAUCCUCCGCCAUUGAUGCUUCCGUGCUCUAUGAGGCGAAUGACACCUCGCUGUGGAAUGUUUUACACUCAAAUAUUAUGGCUCAAAUAUCUUCCUCGCCAACGGUGUUAACGGUCAGUGACACUGUUGCCACCACAUCCGUCUCCGGUGCCUCCGAAACUUCUCCUCUGAGUAAUACUAAUAAUUACAACAACAAUGCUGCUGGUGAUGGUGACAUAGCAUUGAUCGAUAGUGCGGAAACGUUACUGGCCGGUGAGACUGAUUAUGACAUUGUAAGCUUUAAUGGUGGCGGUGGUGAAUCGAAUGCUGCUGGUGGCUAUGAAUUGGUUGAUUUAAUUAACCCAUACAAUGAGACCAGUAGUACAACAGCGACAAGCACCACCUCUGUUCUGCAUCAUAUCAUUGGAGCAAGUAGUGGCCGGGUGAAAGGCGUCACAAAAUCAUCAAAUAAUGGCGUCACUAACGGUAAUGGUGGUGGUAACAAUAUCCUUCGAACCGACACCGACAAUGAUGGGGGCAGCAGUUUUAUGUUACUCCUUGAAGAUUUUGGUGAUUAUUUUUACAACUACAAUGGCACCAUGGUUUCGGGCACAACUUUAUCAUCAACAUCCACAUCAUUAACAAAUAUUGCCAAUAAUUUUAGUAGUUAUGAAUAUCGACCGAAUUGUAGCAAUUUCCUGGGUGGCAAUUUAACCAAUAAUAUAUCAUCGCUGUGUUACGAAGGUCCAACUGAAG